AGCUGCACGAUCGUCUGUUUGUAGCCAGCUCAAAACACGCGUGACGUCGGCAGAGUAACCUGAGCCCACUUUUCGCUGGUGUCACCGCUGCUGUGAUCUAUUCCUAUAGCUGCUCGCCGACUUUAGUGCUUGGCUGUAGCGCGCACGCCGUCCCAGCUCCCACCACACGCGAAUCGAGAGAAGGAGGGAAAAAUAGCCGUCAAUCAGCCGCCCCGUCGCUCGGGGUCAGUCGUAAGAAGCCUCCGUUUUUUUCCGCUCCUAUUUUAGCGUUGGCCGGCGCGGUGGCGUUCACAAUCGAAAACGCAGCACGGCCAGUUGAGCCCUCGUUCUGACCUCUGCUUGAGUGCUGUGUGUCAUGUCGCGCUUGAAGGAUGUCUACGGAGACCUGCGCAAGGAGAUGACUGCGACGUUUGACCGCACGGACAUCGUGUCCGUCGUAAGUGGCGGCAAGGCCGGCUACGCGAAUCUCAAACACCUCAACGUAGGCUCGCCGGGAAGUGACGUGAGCGAUCUAGGAGACACGGCAGAUCUGGAGGAGCUACUGGCACAGGGAUCCAGUCAAGGGCCGCAGACGCAUCCGGGUAUUAUUUGCUGCGCCAUCUUCUCGUUCUCAGGCUUCUUCUUGCUGCUCAUCGUGGGCUGCAUCGUGAGCAGCAACUCGCUAUACAUUAAGGUUAAACCGCCUCAUGGUCAGCCCAAGUCAUCGCUGGCAACGAGCAUUUUCCUGGCCGCGUUCCUGUAUCUGUGUGUCUUCGGCACCAGCAUCAUGUAUUUCCUGCGUGCGCGACGUGCACAGAAGGUGUAUCAGCUCUCACUCGACGUGCACGCCGACUAAAGCUGUCAACAUCUAGUUAGGGUGCGAGCGAGACAAGCGCUCGCCCAGGUGCACCGAAUCUGUAGAUUAGCAACGGAGAAACGAGAAACAACCGAUAACCACGAGCACAAUACAAGCAGCAGCAAUAUAUAGAGCGAGACACGGAGGUUUCGUUCAAACACACGUGACCGAGACACACAGCACCAAAACAGCCACGGGCCAUACAGGAGCAAUAUACACACCCAGACCACGACACGGCGUUGUCCUUCGCAGCGAAUACAUUACACUUCAUUCUCCAUGCGCUGGCGUCUGGUCAGUUCCCUCUUCAUCUUCUGUAGGUCCAUCAUAAACGAGUAGCAGGUUCUUCUCAUACGCAGCGGCAAGCACUUGCUUGGCGACUUCCACUUUGGCUUUCUUUUUGCUGAUGGCGUUGCCAGUAGCGAUCUGCUCGCCGUUUAGAAAGCCCGUGCACUUGAACUCGGUGACUUCUUUGUUGGGCGACACGUCUUCAAUAUCAAAACGGGCUUGGAGACUUCCACGUUGGGUAAGUUGGUUCAGCAAGGGCAACGGUUGGAGCUGUCGCUCCAGCCAACUCACUCGUACAGGAUACUGCGGUCCAUUGUCGUCUGUCUGAUGAGCUUUUGGAGCUUCAGCUUCACUCUUCAACGGCUGGCCACUGGCCUUCGCGCGCUCGAAUCUCUCCAAGUAUGCCUGAUCUUCGGGAGUCAAUUUGCCAGCAGCUUCCUUGUCGUGCCAGAGCUUUUCGAUUACGAUUUUACACGCUUCGUUCUUCACAAUUUUCUUAGAAGCACCUAGAACACCAGUCGCGAGCACUUGACCCGUAGCGCCGUUCACAAUAGUACACUCGAAUUUUGGCUCUUCACCCAUGUCAGCGUUGUAGCGAG
Phytophthora nicotianae INRA-310 is the source of this 1719-nucleotide messenger RNA. RefSeq lists its product as hypothetical. The coding region runs from base 356 to 835 and encodes 159 amino acids. The transcript has 3 exons. The record is from RefSeq and is a predicted model, not a curated record. Lineage: Eukaryota; Oomycota; Peronosporomycetes; Peronosporales; Peronosporaceae.